UCUCUUCGGGAAUGUGUGGUCGUAGUGGUUGUGCGUUAAUCGCGCACCGCGAAGGCCGAUUCGGCUUUCUAUUCACGUUUCCGCUCGCUUCCGCUGCGAGAGACGACAGUGCGUCGGAGUGCAGCGGAGAACUCGCGGUGAACGAGUUCACCGCAAUAGAGAGUAAGGAAAGUUGAUAGUUGAAGGUACGGGGGAUCACCGUUACCCGCCAUUGUCGACCGUUACCGUAUGCGUGGGACCACGUCGAAUUUAUCCACGGAUAGAGUCCGACUUGAUUAUGAGAUCGUGACAGUUCUCGACGAUAAUCUACGAUAGAUAUUGUUCGUUCAUUUCUAUUAAUGAGCUAGUCGUCUUCUCGCACGUUACUAAGCUCUCAGAGGAAAAAUGAAGCGAUGGCAGGUGUCAUGAGAACGAGGAGAACAAGUGUUCUUGUGACAUUUCUAGGAUGUUUAUUGUUCCCUUACGCAUACGCGCAAGAAGAUAAUGGCGAAUACAAAGGGAAAUACCUGGGAAAGUUGAAUCCAUAUCAUCAUCAAGUCUCUGGUGACGUCUGGGCUGUGGACCAGUAUACCUUGUUGUUAACUUCGUUUAAUUAUGAUGGUAAUGGAGCUGACACGUUUUUUUGGGCAGGAGCAUCUAACAGGCCAGGACCUCAAGGAUUUAUUGUUCCUGAUGAGUAUGGCAAGACAAAUAUCUUGCUGCGAUACUUUAACAAGGAUUUUACGUUGACUUUGCCAGAUAAUAAGAAAAUAACGGACAUCAAGUGGUUUGCUGUGUACGAUUUAUCGAGCCAGAACACUUUUGGUGAUGUGUACAUUCCGGAAGAGUUCGAUCCACCCGCGCCUCAGAAGAUAUCACAGUUAAGUAGAAGAUCUCAUAAUGUUUCGUCGGAAUCUAUCGUGAUUUUGGACUCAAAAACUAUCAGCAUACCGGAAUUUAUCUAUGAUGGGGAAGGUAUGGAUACGUAUUUUUGGGUCGGUCUUGGCCCACAACCAUCCAGCAAGGGUCAGAAAGUUCCCGACGAAUUCGGAUACAUGGAUUCUCUUAGAACGUACAACAAUGAAAACGUCAUAUUGGAAUUGCCCGGCGAUAUGACUGUUUUCAACAUAGAUUGGCUGAGUGUUUUCGACCUGAAAACUAAAUCAAACUAUGGCUCCGUCAUCAUACCGGAUGGACUCAAUGUGCCGCCGUCGUUGAUCAAAAUCAUUAAGCAAACGCAGUCUCUUCCGAAUUGCGUUCAGUUGCACAAACGCUACCAAGUCGCUUGGGAAAUCUUCGGGCCACAAAUCACUAUCCAAUUGGCAGGUCAAGUCGAUGAAGACGAAUACAUGGCAUUUGGUUUGUCCGGUUCGGAGGAUUCCAGUCGAAUGGAAGGUGCGGACGUAGCCGUCGCGUAUAUGGACGGCACUCGCGGAUACGCUACGGAUUAUAAUAUUACAGCAAAAGCACCAUGUGGGAAAGUUCUCGGCCAGUACAAAGGCGUUUGCAGAGACGAGCUUCUUGGCGGUUUGGACAGUAACCAGCUCUAUACCGCAGUAAGAGAAAAUGGCAUCAACAUCAUCACGUACAGACGUACGCUCAUUCCAUCCGAUCCUGGAGAUAAGGAUUUCCCUACGGAGAAAGCAGUGUAUGUAGUCUGGGCUUUGGGUAGACUCGAUAAAACCAACAACGAGCCCAGCUUUCAUGAUUUGUAUCCGAGGAGCGAUGUAAUGCUAGAAUUAAAUCGCAAAGAGCCAGAGAAUACCUGCAUCGACUUCACAGAGAGUAACAAUAAAUUCUAUGAAAGAGAACCUUGGCAGAAGGCAGAAAUAUUCGACAGAAGUGUUCGAAUCUUCAGAGCGACAAUCGGACCUUCUGGAGGAAAAAGAGGAUAUCAAGGAAUUACGGGUGCACCGUCGGUGGGUCUUGCAUGGUAUAUCGAGGGUACGCUGAUACCUGAAUUAUAUUUACGUCGAGGUUUGACAUACAACUUUCACGUGUACGGCGGUAACAAUCCGCACAGCGCGGAGCUGUAUCAUCCGUUAAUCAUAACCGAUGAGCCUCAUGGCGGGUACGAUACGCUCAGCGAUCUCGCGCAAAGCAAGAUCAGAGUAUUGGCUGGCGUCGAACUGACUAGAAGAGGUCGGCCACGACCCACCGCAGUCGGGCCACUUUGUUUAAGUAAACACCACGGUCGAGACAGGAGACUGGACGACAACUUUCCAUCGUUCAAAAAAUUCAACCGGACCCUCGUGCAAUCUUGCGAACCAGGAGAAAGCGGCAUCUUAGUAAUAAGUCCAAAUUCAUCAUGGCCCGAUCUGGUGUAUUAUCACUCGUUCACACACGCAAACAUGGGAUGGAAGAUUCAUGUAGUCGAUUCUUACACAAGAAACGACGCGAUCACACAUAAAUUAUCAUUUGUCAUUGCAAUCGCGAUUGUGUUUUACCGUUUACUAUAAAAUUAUCUAUAAGAAGCAGGAAAGUAUUGCGGCUCUAGAUUUUUUACGCAUAUAAAAAUCCGUUAAACUAACGUGUCGAUAUAAUCUUUAUGAUAUGAUAGUAAAAAUGAUAAAUCAUUAUGCGUCGCUUAAUUGGAAAAUCAAGAAACUAGCAUGAUGGUUCCUAUAUAUGUUACGUAUAUUAUAAAUUUGUAUUUAGUAAUCAAUUAAUAUCAAAUAAUUUUGAACUGCAAUUAAAAAUAUAUCUUCUCUGUUUUUAAUUUCUGUAAAAAGUGUUCAACUUUUUUAUACUUUUUUAUUUUAUAUUAAAAAUAGAAUGAAUAAAAAGAUAAAAAAGAAUAUCAGACAUCGUUACAUCGUUGUAAUAUCAGUUUAUUUCGUACAUCGUUAAAUGGCCUAAUAAAAUAAUAUGAGCAUACAAAAGAAUGUAUGUUAGAUAUGUGGUAUGUGAUGCGCUACUGUGUUUGCUACUAAAUAAUGAAAAAAAUUGAUUUAUAAGCGUAUUCUUAGUAUUUAUGUACUACUUAAGUAAAAAACCAACUUUACUUAAGUAUAUGACAUAAUGACGAUUUUAAAUCAAUAAAUCUGUUAUGAUUAAAUUUUUGUUUUGGUAAUUGUAAAUUUCUAUAUAUAAAUUAUAUAAUGAGAUAUAUCAUGUGAUUCAUUUAUCAUAUAUUUAUAUCAUGAGGCAUUUUUGUCAAAUAACGUAUCAACCAAUCAAUAUUAAUACCAAUCAUAAACGAUGCAAAUAUGUGUAACAAAUUAUAGCGUACUUUAUAUUAAGUCGAACACGAGACAUAUGAAUAAAGAAAGUAUAAAGAAA
Molecule: messenger RNA, 3261 nt
Organism: Odontomachus brunneus
Lineage: Eukaryota; Metazoa; Arthropoda; Insecta; Hymenoptera; Formicidae
Gene: knk
Product: protein Skeletor, isoforms B/C
Exons: 12
Coding region: 393-2438 (681 amino acids)
Source: RefSeq, a predicted model, not a curated record